Maudiozyma barnettii is the source of this 1623-nucleotide messenger RNA. It is a transcript of the gene MTG2, whose product is annotated as putative GTPase MTG2. The transcript has a single exon. Gene Ontology annotation, cellular component: mitochondrion. Gene Ontology annotation, molecular function: GTP binding; GTPase activity. The record is from RefSeq and is a predicted model, not a curated record. Lineage: Eukaryota; Fungi; Ascomycota; Saccharomycetes; Saccharomycetales; Saccharomycetaceae. Bases 1 to 1623 code for a protein of 540 amino acids.
AUGAUCAAUCUCAGGCGGAUCAGUAAACUACGAACUCCAUUUAUCAGACUUAAGUCAACUAGCAUUCCAGAUAAUGCACCAACUUUAUUGGAAAAUGAAGAAUGGUUGGGUACUUUAGAUGACAAUGCAGAAUUAAGCCAUGAUGCUAAUGUAGAGACUAAGAAUUCGAUAUUCGACAAGCAUGUUACGAAGAAUGAACGUUUCCCAAUAAAGAUUAUUUCCACUCCACCUGAAACUAAAUACAUAAAGGUUCAAUCCCCAAUUGCAAAUUUCACAUCAAUAAAUUACCUACGACAAUAUAGUAAGCAUAAUCAUACACAGGGAAACUUUGUAGAUGUAAGGAUUAUUCAAUGUAGGAGUGGUAAUGGUGGUACUGGAUGUGUGUCGUUCCUGAGAGAUGCAAACAGAAGGGUAGGGCCUCCAGAUGGUGGUGAUGGUGGUGGCGGUGGUUCUGUAUACGUACAGGCAGUCGAAGGUAUGAAUUCCCUAUCAAAAUUGAAGACAAAAUAUAUUGCUGGUGAUGGACAAGCAGGUGCUUCGACCCAAUUGGAUGGUAGUCGUGGUAAAAACAUUUUGAUCACUGUUCCGAAGGGGACUGUUGUUCGUUGGUGUAUGGAUCCUAAGUCUGUGAGGACGUUAGUCGACUCAGAAAUGAAGAGCAACAUCAACAAGCCAUUAAAAGAUAUACUACAAGAUAAUAAAAUCGAUAUUGAUUGUUAUGGACGGUCGAAAGAAGAUCAAAGACCAAAAUAUAUACAGUUAUUUAGGGAGCAGUACGAAACUGGGGAAGGCUGGUUAUUUAAGGAUAAGACAAAAGAUUACCAUGAAAUAAAGGAUUGGUUUAAGAAAUUAAAUCGUAAUGUUGCACGAUACGAUAGAAGUUUGGAUGUUGAGGAAGUUUCAAACGACAAGAUUCCAUUAUACGGUAUUGAUCUAGAUGAGGUCACUGAUAAGCCAGUGUGUUUACUAGAAGGUGGUAAAGGUGGGUUAGGGAAUAUGCAUUUCUUAACUAGUGUCAUUCGUAACCCACGGUUUGCCAAAAUUGGUCGUAAAAGUCUUGAAAGUUAUUUCAUGUUUGAAUUGAAAUCUAUUGCUGACUUGGGAUUAGUCGGGUUCCCCAACGCAGGUAAAUCUACCAUUCUUAACAAGAUAUCCAAUGCUACCCCAAGAAUAGGAAGUUGGGAGUUUACUACGUUACGUCCUACCAUAGGGACGAUCAUGCGAGGACCAGGAGAAAAGACAUUCACAGUGGCAGAUAUUCCAGGUAUUAUCGAAGGUGCCCAUUUGGAUAGAGGUAUGGGUCUAGAAUUUCUGAAACAUAUCGAGAGGUCUAAAGGCUGGGUCUUUGUCAUCGGUUUAAACGACCCAGAUCCUUUGGGGACUUUAAAGAUAUUAAUCAAUGAAGUCGGUGGAUUAGAAAAAGUACGGACCAAGAAUAUACUUGUUGUCUGUAAUAAAGCAGACAUUGAUGCGAAUAAUCCUGCAUCAAUGGAAAAAUAUUUAAAAAUUCAAAAAUUUGCAGAGUUACAAGCUUGGGAUAGCAUCCCUAUCAGUGCACUAAACGAAGAAAACAUUGACGUUCUUGUAGAUAAGAUGGCCAGGUGCGCAAAGAACAAUACGUAG